UUUUUAACUGUAAACCGCACACCUGAAAUGAUGGAGGUUGAUAAGGAAAUUAAGGAUGUAAAUGUAAUUAAAAAUAUGGAAAUUGUUGAUGAAGAAAGUAAGGAGACAGAUAAGUCUACUAGUAUAGAAGCUGAUAAGUCUACAAAUAUGGAAGUUGAGGAGUCAGAAGUUAGUAAAGAAAACAAAGCGACUUCUCAAUUAACCGACACUGGAUUAGGCAUUGAAAUUAAAACUGAGCCAGAAGAACAGGAUGUAAAAGAGCCACCCGAAAUCAAAGAUUCACAUAAUGAUCAGAAUCAUGAAAAAAAUGAAGAUUCUUCUGAAAGUAGUGGAAGCGCUGAGCCUGAUCUAAAAGAAAUAAUUCGCAUUUCUGCUGGAGCUUCUAAUAAAGAUGAUGGGGAAAAAAUGAUUCAUUUAACAGCCGAUGAAGCUAAACAGUAUCUGCUUAAGAAGAUAGGAGAAUAUAUGAAUACCUCUUUUAAUCCUUUGUUCCUUUUGCGUGCUAAAGCUAAGGAACUAGAAGAAAAGGGAAAAAAUCAAGCAGAAGAAUAUUGUAAACUUUAUAAAGGUCUUCAACUGCUACAGAGAAAACAUGAAAAUUUUCUUCGAAAUGUUGGUAUUCUCCCAAAGAUUACAAUGUGUCAUGAAAAUGUUUCUGCUGACCUCCCAAUGGAACCUGUACCUAAUCCAGAGGCAUUACUGAAAAAAGAACUUAGUAUAACAAAAGUAGAUAACUCUGCAAACAAAGCAACUACAGUGCUUACGACACAAGCAAAGACAACCACUGCACCUGCUGCAAAGCCCUCUAAUAUUGAAUGUAUAGAUCUGACAGAUGAAGUGGAACCUCCCCCUCCCCCUGUAAUUACUGCAAAAAAUGUGGUAUACCCUGCUAUGACAAUGCUGAAGCAUCCUGCACCAUUACCACCUAGACCAACAACUAAUGUUAAAAGAGUACCACCUAAACCCCGUCUUAAAAUAUCAGCUGAAGAUAGGGGCAUAGUAUUACAGUGGGAUAUGCCUCCAAAUCCAAAAAGCAAUCCUACUUAUGACCCUAUUCAGACAUUUGAAAUAUUUGGCUAUCAAGAGCAGAAAAACUCAGUCAUUAAUACAUCUCUUUGGAAGAAGAUAGGAAGCGUGAAGUCUAUGAGCUUGCCAAUGGCGUGUACUUUGACCCAAUUUGUGGAUGGAAAUAAAUACCACUUUGCAAUAAGAGCUGUUGAUGUGAAUGGAUCAUGUGGUAAUUACAGUGAUGCUAUUAGCAUUGUUUAUAAGCAGAGAACACCGAAAUAAUGCUUAUUGAAAUUAGAAGAAGAGAAAGCUGUAGAAUUGUUGCUGUUAUGUAUUUUCUCCACUGUAAUAUAUUUUCUGUACUUUAUAUGUAUAAAUAUAUGUGUAUAAUAAAACUUUUAUCCAAAUACUUAAAA
Parasteatoda tepidariorum (common house spider) is the source of this 1424-nucleotide messenger RNA. RefSeq lists its product as uncharacterized. Gene Ontology annotation, molecular function: protein binding; transcription coregulator activity. Gene Ontology annotation, cellular component: nucleus; transcription regulator complex. Lineage: Eukaryota; Metazoa; Arthropoda; Arachnida; Araneae; Theridiidae. The record is from RefSeq and is a predicted model, not a curated record. Gene Ontology annotation, biological process: regulation of DNA-templated transcription.